UAACCUUAUAAAGUUGGUGUCCAGGUGAAGACUUUCAUCGACAGGAUCACUCAGCAGCAAACAUGAGGUGUCUGGUCUUCAUUCUGCUCAUCGGAGCAGCCUUUGCCGAGGACGACAAGAUCGUCGGAGGGUAUGAGUGCACACCUCACUCUCAGCCCCACCAGGUGUCUUUGAACUCUGGGUACCACUUCUGUGGUGGCUCUCUGGUCAAUGAGUACUGGGUUGUUUCUGCUGCCCACUGCUACAAGUCUCGUAUUGAGGUGCGUCUGGGAGAGCACAACAUCCAGGUGAAUGAGGACACCGAGCAGUUCAUCAGCUCCGCUCUCGUUAUUCGCAACCCUGGGUAUAACGCCUACACUAUCGAGAAUGACAUCAUGUUGAUCAAGCUGAGCCAGCCCGCCACCCUCAACCAGUACGUGAAGCCUGUUGCUCUGCCCAUCAGCUGUGCCCCCGCUGGCACCAUGUGCAUUGUCUCUGGAUGGGGCAACACCAUGAGCUCUACCGCUGACAGGAACAAGCUGCAGUGUCUGCAGAUCCCCAUCCUGUCCACGGAAGACUGUGAGAACUCCUACCCCGGCAUGAUCUAUAACUCCAUGUUCUGUGCUGGCUACCUGGAGGGAGGCAAGGACUCUUGCCAGGGUGACUCUGGUGGCCCCGUGGUGUGCAACGGUGAGCUGCAGGGAGUGGUGUCCUGGGGCUAUGGCUGCGCCGAGAGGGACCACCCUGGAGUCUACGCCAAGGUCUGCAUCUUCAACGACUGGCUGCAGAGGACCAUGGCCAACAAUUAAACUGCUCAAACAUCCACUUUAUCACAACCACUGACCACAUCACAGUGAAUAAAAACAUUAAAAACUA
This is a messenger RNA of Boleophthalmus pectinirostris (great blue-spotted mudskipper), 855 nucleotides long. RefSeq names its product trypsin-2-like. Lineage: Eukaryota; Metazoa; Chordata; Actinopteri; Gobiiformes; Gobiidae. Gene Ontology annotation, molecular function: serine-type endopeptidase activity. The transcript is spliced from 6 exons. Gene Ontology annotation, biological process: proteolysis. The record is from RefSeq and is a predicted model, not a curated record. The coding region runs from base 63 to 788 and encodes 241 amino acids.